AUGUCCCGGGCCGCGGCCUUCGGUUCGCCCCAGGUGUGCACCGGCAACGGCGACGUGGCCUUGCCCUAUGGAGACGUGCACUACUUCGGCCUGGGUCUGAGCGUGAUGAUCUUCUUGGUCUUCAUCCAGGUGGUGGGCUCUCCCUUCAUGAAGAACUGCUCCGUUGCCUUGGCGCUCUUCUUCGGCUUCUUCGUGGCGGGCGUCUCCUCCUACACCGCAGAGGAUGGCACCUCUCUGCCGUACGUGAACGGCGACAAGAUCGAGCAAGCCGGCGUCUUCACCUUCCUCUGGACCGCCCCUGUCGCACUUCCCGAGACUUCCCGUGUUUCUUACCACCCGCAAAGCAAAUUGCAAAAGACCACCACCUUCAACAUCGGCUUCUACCCUCCAGCUUUCAUCCCUCUGCUGCUGGGUUUCGUGAUCACGGCGGUGGAGACGGUCGGUGACAUUCAGGCCUCGUGCGAUGUCAGUGGCCUGCCCAUCGAGGGCCCAGAUGCCGACUCCCGUAUCCAGGGCGGCCUGCUUGCUGAUGGCGUGAACAGUUUCCUGGCCUGCUUGAUGACUUGCCCGCCCAACACGACCUUCUCGCAGAACAACGGUGUGAUCGCCAUCACGCGCUGCGCCUCCCGGGCCGCGGGCAUCGCCUGCUGCUUCUGGCUCAUCGUUCUGGGCUGUUUUGAGAAGUUCGGAGCUGCCAUCGCCUCCAUUCCCGAUGCUGUGCUGGGUGGCAUGACCACCUUCCUCUUUGCCAACGUGCUCGUCUCCGGCAUCAACAUCGUGGGUGGCAGCGGGCAGAUGGGUCGGCGAACGCGCUUCAUCCUCGCCGUCUCCCUCGGCGUCGGCGUCGGAGUCGCGGCCCUUCCCAACUGG
Molecule: messenger RNA, 870 nt
Organism: Symbiodinium necroappetens
Lineage: Eukaryota; Dinophyceae; Suessiales; Symbiodiniaceae
Source: the annotation of a GenBank genome assembly